AUGAGCCGGCUGUGUGCUAUGCGGGGGGAGCUGCUGGGGGCAGGCUCAGGCCUCGUUUGCCUGGCAGGUCCCUGGUGGCAUUUCCUGAGCACCAGCCACACCCCAGGAACUAUGAUCACGUCCAGGGUGUUCUUCGGGGAGCCCGGGCCCUGGUUCAACCAGCUGGACAUGGACGGCGACAAGACGUCGGUGUUCCACGACGUGGACGGCUCCGUGUCCGAGUACCCCGGCUCCUACCUCACCAAGGCCGACAACUGGCUGCUGCGGCACCCCGACUGCAUCGACGUCCCCGACUGGCGGGGGGCCAUCUGCAGCGGGCACUACGCACAGAUGUACAUCCAGGCCUACAGGACCAGCAACCUGCGCAUGAAGAUCGUCAAGAACGACUUCCCGGGGCGCCCCCUGCACCUGGAGGGUGCGCUGACCGGGAGCACCCACUACCAGCAGUACCAGCCGGUGGUCACGCUGCGCAAGGGCUACACCAUCCACUGGGACCGCACGGCGCCCGCCGAGCUCGCCAUCUGGCUCAUCAACUUCAACAAGUGAGGGGGCGUGGCCGGGAGGGCAGGGAGACGGGGCCUCGGGAAGGCCACGCCCCUAGGGCAGGCCACGCCCCCUUCAGGGCCU
Myotis brandtii (Brandt's bat) is the source of this 627-nucleotide messenger RNA. RefSeq names its product cell migration-inducing and hyaluronan-binding protein-like. The record is from RefSeq and is a predicted model, not a curated record. The transcript has 3 exons. NCBI's taxonomy places the organism in Eukaryota, Metazoa, Chordata, Mammalia, Chiroptera, Vespertilionidae. The coding region runs from base 1 to 546 and encodes 181 amino acids.